AUGGAAGGUGCGUUUUUUUCUCUUUUGGUUGAUGGAGCACAUGAUUCUUCAACUAAAGAGCAAAUGGCAGUGGUAUUGCGUUAUGUGAACAAAAAAGGAGAAGCAAUUGAAAAGUUUUUGGGUGUUCAACAUGUCUCCUCUACAACUAGUAGCUCCCUUGAAGAGGCCAUUGAGAGAUUGUUUGCUACAACAAAUUUGAGUAUGUCCAAGUUACGAAGACAAGGCUAUGAUGGUGCUAGUAAUAUGAAAGGUGAGUUAAAUGGUCUUAAAACAAAGAUUUUGAACAAAUACCCUCAAACAUUUUAUAUUCAUUGUUCUGCACACCAACUCCAACUAGCUCUUGUAUUCGUGGCAAAGGAAAAUGAGGAUGGUGCCAAUUUCUUCAUCAAUGCUAGUAGUUUGGUGAAUCUUGUUGGAUCAUCGUGUAAGCGUCAUGAUGCAUUUAAAGAGAAACAACAAGAACAAAUUCAGAAAGCUCUUGAUCUUGGUAAUCUUGAAACAGCCGUGGUGGAGGUGGUUGAAUGGAUUAAAAAUGAUCGCAACCAAGAUAAUCUCGAUGAAGCAACUAGGUUUUGUGAGGAGCAUGAUAUUUUCGUACCUAACAUGGAGGAUUUGCAUUUUGUACCUGGAAAAUCAAGUCGUAAAGCUCCAAAAAUCACAAACUUCCAUUACUAUCGUGUGGAUCUCUAUUUUCAAGUCCUUGAUCGCUUCAAUGAGGCAAACACCGAGUUACUUCUUUGUAUGGCAUGUUUGAGUCCGGUGAAUAAUUUUGCAUCGUUUGACAAAGCAAAAAUUGUUCGUUUAGCCCAACUUUAUCCUCAAGAUUUUGAUCGUAUGGACCUUAUGAAUCUUCCAAUUCAACUUGACAAUUACAUUCAUGAUAUGAAGAUGUAUUGUGAGUUUUCAACAUUGAGAGGAAUUAGUGAUCUUGCAAAAGAGUUAGUGAAGACCGGGAGGUGUGAAAGCUAUAUGUUAGUGUAUAAGUUUCUUACAUUGGCUUUGGUGUUACCAGUUGCAACCGCUUCGGUGGAGAGAGCUUUUUCUGCUAUGAAGAUUGUGAAAACACCAUUGCGUAACAAAAUGGAAGAUCAAUGA
Molecule: messenger RNA, 1095 nt
Organism: Pyrus x bretschneideri (Chinese white pear)
Lineage: Eukaryota; Viridiplantae; Streptophyta; Magnoliopsida; Rosales; Rosaceae
Exons: 3
Coding region: 1-1095 (364 amino acids)
Molecular function (GO): protein dimerization activity
Source: RefSeq, a predicted model, not a curated record